GGCUAUAUUUAUCAUUCAGUAAUAAAAAAAAUAUGGAAAAAAGAAAAAAUUUUAAAGAUCUUGGCUUGGAUAAAUGGUUAAUAGAGCAAUGCCUUAUUAUGAAUAUAUCAAACCCUACUCCAGUUCAAAAAGGAUGCAUACCUAAAAUUCUUAAAGGGGCAAAUUGUAUUGGAAAUGCUAAAACUGGAAGUGGUAAAACAGCAGCUUUUGCUCUUCCUAUCUUACAAAAAUUUAGUGAAGAUCCAUAUGGAAUAUUUGCAUUAGUACUUACCCCUACUAGAGAGUUAGCCUAUCAAAUUGCUGAUCAUUUUAUGGUUUUAGGCAAGCCAUUAAAUAUAAAAAUAACAGUAAUUGUUGGAGGGAAUGAUAUGAUGAUGCAGGGAAGAGAUAUGUCAUUUAUACCUCAUAUUAUCAUAUCCACUCCUGGAAGACUUGUUGAUCAUAUAGAAACCUAUGGAGAACUAAAAUUUGAUAGACUAAAAUUUUUUGUUAUGGAUGAAGCUGAUAGGUUAUUAGCAGGGUAUUUUAAUGAACAAUUAUCAACUAUUAUGAAAUUAUUACCAAAAAAGCGACAAAAUUUGAUCUUCAGUGCUACUUUUAAUCAAGCACUUCAAACUCUUUGUGAUAUAUCAUUGGCAGAAACAAAACCAUUUAUAUGGAGACAAGAUUCUGAGUUUGCCACGGUUGAUACCUUGCACCAAUUUUACCUUCUGACCCCAUUCCACAUUAAAGAGAGCUACAUGGUUUACGUGAUGCUAGAUUUUUUGAAUAAACUCGAUGACACGUUAAAUAAAUCGAAAAUAAUGUCUACCUCACAAACCCUUAAAUCUAUGUUUAAGACGGAUGAACACUCUUUAGCCAUCAUAUUUACUAGCAGUUGCAAAAAAUGUCAAGUACUGCAUUCUUUGUUGAAAAGAUUAGGAAUACCCAAUUUACCUAUUCACUCAAACCUAACUCAAAAGCAAAGAUUAGUCGCGUUAACGAAAUUUAAAUCCGGUCUUAUACGAAUUUUGAUAGCCACCGAUCUUGCUAGCAGAGGAUUGGACAUUCCUAAAGUGGAUUUAGUAUUAAAUCACACUGUCCCUAGCUCACCAGAGGAUUACGUACAUAGGGUUGGUAGAACUGCACGUGCAGGGAGAGAAGGUAUAUCUGUUACACUCAUAUCUCCUCCUAAGGAUAUACCAGUUUUACAAGAUAUAGAAUCUCACAUAGGUACCAAAACUUUAGAAUACACUCAUAUAAAUGAAAAAAUUAUCCUUAAAAUACUGACCGAAAUAACCAUGGUAAAAAGGGAAUGUCAAAUGGAUAUCGAAAAUAGUGAUUUUGAUAAACGUCGACAAAUUAACGAAAUUAAACACAAAAUACUGCAAGGCCAAGACCUUACGCCCGAGGAAAGAAAAAUUUGUACUGGUUAUAAAUGCCCAAAUAAGCCUACUAUAGUCGAAAAAAAGAAUGGACAGAAUGAAGUUGGUAAUGGUAAAAAAAUUAGUAAAGUCCCCAAUAAGGUGCCUAAAAUUUGUUCAAAGAAAAAAAUUAUUCGUAAUAAUACUAAAAAGCCAAACAAUGUUGCAAAAAUAUAAAUUGUUUUUAUCAUCAUAUGUCAUUAUAUUUAUAUAUAAUUAUUUGAUUUUUUUAAAUGGACAUAUUUAUUAUUAAAAAAUGCCAAAAAAUCCUUGUUUAUAAUAGAA
Messenger RNA from Gordionus sp. m RMFG-2023, 1688 nucleotides. Its product is annotated as probable ATP-dependent RNA helicase DDX49. Lineage: Eukaryota; Metazoa; Nematomorpha; Gordioida; Chordodea; Parachordodidae. Gene Ontology annotation, molecular function: RNA helicase activity; ATP binding; nucleic acid binding. The transcript is spliced from 9 exons. The coding region runs from base 33 to 1580 and encodes 515 amino acids. The record is from RefSeq and is a predicted model, not a curated record.